AUGCCCAAAUUGGUAGAAUUGUUUCUUUCAGAGAAUGAUUUGAAUGGUACUCUUCCACAUUCUAUUUGCAACAUGCAAAACCUGACAGCCCUUUCGCUAAGAAGUAAUCAUUUCUCUGGAGAACUCCCACACGCAUGGAAUUCGGGGAGCAUGAUAAGCAUUGUAGAUGCUGCCUACAACAAUCUCUGUGGUAAUAUACCCACUUCAAUGGGGCUAUUAAGUUAUCUUCAAAUAUUGAAGCUGAACAACAACAAUUUUGACGGUAAGAUUCUCGAUUCUUUGCAAAAUUUCUCUAUUUUGUUGAGUAUCGACGUUGGAGGCAACAAAUUAUCCAGGAGGUUACCUGCAUGGAUAGGAGGAUCUGGUGGAUCCAUGUUGCACAUGCUACAACUGCGAAACAACUCUUUUACUGGACAUAUUCCCCGACAAUUGUGCAAUCUCAGCUACCUUCACAUCCUCGACCUCAGCCACAACAACUUUUCAGGUAUUAUUCCCAACUGUUUCAAUAAUUUGACUUCUCUCUUCCGUGAUGUUUCGGAUAAAUACCCCAACUACUAUCAUCUGCAAACCAUGCUGACAUUAAAAGGAGAAGAACUCGUGUAUAACACCACUCUAAUGCUCGUAAAGAGUAUUGAUCUUUCUUCGAAUAUUUUGGAAGGUGAAAUCCCUCAAGAGAUAGGUAGCCUCAUUAAUUUGAGUACCUUGAACUUGUCGAGGAAUCAAUUGACAGGUAAGAUCCCUUCUGAGGUUGGAAAUUUGCUUGGACUCGAAUCUCUUGAUCUUUCACACAACCAUCUUUCGGGACAUAUUCCUCAAAGCCUUGCAUCCUUAACAUUUUUGUCCCAUUUGAAUUUGUCUUAUAGCAACUUGGUGGGGAGAAUUCCUUCAGGUAACCAACUUCAAACACUCACUGAUUCAUCCAUUUAUAUAGACAAUCCAUCAUUGUGUGGGGUUCCUUUUCCGACAAAAUGCCCCAGAGAUGACACGUUUAUUGCUACAAACAGUAAUGAAGAUGGAAAUGAUAAGUUGUGGUUCUAUGUGAGCAUAGUGCUUGGCUUUGUCGUAGGUUUUUGGGGUGUUUGCGGCACAUUAAUCGUGAAGAAAUUAUGGAGGUAUACAUAUUUUUGA
Prunus persica (peach) is the source of this 1128-nucleotide messenger RNA. Its product is annotated as leucine-rich repeat receptor-like serine/threonine-protein kinase At1g17230. Gene Ontology annotation, molecular function: protein binding. The transcript has a single exon. The record is from RefSeq and is a predicted model, not a curated record. Lineage: Eukaryota; Viridiplantae; Streptophyta; Magnoliopsida; Rosales; Rosaceae. Bases 1 to 1128 code for a protein of 375 amino acids.